Messenger RNA from Colletotrichum orchidophilum, 654 nucleotides. RefSeq lists its product as uncharacterized. Gene Ontology annotation, cellular component: nucleus; cytoplasm. Lineage: Eukaryota; Fungi; Ascomycota; Sordariomycetes; Glomerellales; Glomerellaceae. The record is from RefSeq and is a predicted model, not a curated record. Gene Ontology annotation, molecular function: protein binding. Bases 1 to 654 code for a protein of 217 amino acids. The transcript is spliced from 6 exons.
AUGGCCGAGUCUCGGGACGAAUUCCCCCUUCACACUGCGGCCCGGGAGGGCAGAGAGCCCAGGCUCGCGGUCCGAGAGGACGACGAUGGCAGGCUUCCCAUACACUGGGCCGCGUCCUCCAACUGCACAGACAUUGCCAUUCUUCUUGCACAGACCCGUAGCUUCGACCCCGAUGUUCAAGACAGCAGCGGCUGGACACCGCUGAUGAUAUCUGCAAGCCUCAAGGACGGCGAAGCUCUUGUCGAUUUGCUUCUCCAGAAAGGCGCCGAUAGCGUUCUGCACUUUGUGGCAUCUAAAAACAACCUAGAUGUAGCAAAGAAGCUUCUCAGUCACGACCCGCCCGCCUCCACUAAGGUCCGCGACAAACGCAGCCAGUACGCUAUCCAUAGGGCUGCUGCCAUAGGCUCAGUUCCGAUGGUGUCGCUUCUGAUCAGGAACGGGAGUCCUCUUAAUGCCACGGACGCCUCUGGCUACACUGCCCUGCACCAUGCUGUUGCCGAGGGCCACGGUGACACAGCAGUAGCUUUGCUUACAGCUGGUGCUGUGGUAAACAGAAAGGACAAUGACGGAUACCUGCCUUUGGACUUGGCCCCGGACAAGGAGGUCCGCCGCUUUAUCGAGCGCGCUGCUGAGGAGGAAGGCAUAGAAUUAUAA